AUGUCAUUUGAAGAAAAUGAUGAAUAUGAGGAUUAUAAAGAUAUAAAUUAUGGUUUGAUUUUAAAAAAGAUAGUAAAAAGAUCCAUAAAUGAUUGGCAUUUUUUUUGUGAAAGAGUUCACAAUGAUAAUGGGGAAAAUUAUGAUUAUUUAAGAAGUGCAUUAAUACAAUAUUGUAGGCAUAUGAGAGAAUGUUUUUUAAAAUUACUAGAAUUAGAUAAAUUUAGGGAUCACUAUAAAGAAAUAAUUGAAAUUAUAAAAUAUAUUUUUGAGUUAAAAGAAAAUUAUCAAGAAUUAAAAACAAAAUAUCAAUAUGAUUUAUAUUUAUGCAAAAUAAAAACAAUUAGCCUACAAUUAAAUGAAAACAAUAUUCUUUGUGCGAUGGAUUGUUUAUCAACUAAAAAAUAUACUCGCUUUCCCUCAUUAUUUAAACAAAUUUUAAAAAGUCCAACUGAUUUUUUCUUACCAGAAUUAGAUAUGCAUGAAACACGUAUUGUGAAAAAGAGAAUUACUGAUGAAUUUUUAAUAAAUUAUUACAUAUCUAAGAUACCUAAAAAAAAAGUAAAUUUUAUUUUUUCUAAUGGAUUAAUUGAAAUGGAUAUAAUAAAUGAAGUGAAAAUAUUUUUCAUAAGUGACUUUUUAAAUUGGAAAAUUUUAAAAGUAGAUAUAUUAUUUUUAAAUAAUAUGAAUUUACAUCCUUCACAUAACUUUAAUUUAAUUAAUAUGAUAAAUUAUUCUAUUAUACAAAAAAAACAACAAAAUUUUGAUAAAAUUAUAUCAAGGAUUAAUUUUAAGAAAAUGAAUAGUCAGGGUAAUAUUAACAUAGAAAAUCUCAAUAAUUUAAAUGAUGAACAAGUAGAAAAUGCAAACCAUAUAACUUCUAAUGAAAAUAUGGAUCAUUUUUCUAAAAAUAUAAUUGUAAAUCAAGAAGAAGGAGAACAACAAAAGAAAGAUAAACAUAACAUAAUAACCAAACAAAUAGGAGAUGAAGAAUCUGAAAGAGAAGAUAAACACAAAAAUGAAGGAAAUGAAUAUGAAGAUGAAGAAGAACAAGAACAAGAAGAAAAUGAGGUUGACGAAGAUGAAGAAGAUGAUGAUGAUGAUUACGAUGAUGAUAAAGAGACCAAAUACGAAUUUGAUUUCGAAUUUGAUGAAAAUGAAAUAUUUGAUAAAAACACUAAAAAAGAUAUUAGUACUAAGAAUAUAAACGUAAUUGAAAAUUAUUAUAUAAAAGAAAGUAAUAAAGGGAAUUAUAAGGAUGAAUUAAUGAUACAUGAUAUUCUUUAUGAAAUAUAUAGAAUUUGUCAUUUUUAUUGUAGUAAGCAAAUUUUAGAGUUUAUUAAAGGAUGCAUAAAUAAUUAUAAUUCAUUUAAUUAUAAUAAAAAAAAAUUUCAAAUAUAUAAGCUAUUUAAAAAUAAGAAAAUAGAAUUUAUUCCUUCAUGUUCUCAUUAUAAUUUAAAUGAUGACACCUCUUUACUUAAUUUAGACAUCCAUUUAUAUGAUUUUGAAUUAACUAAACAAAUCUACAAUUUUUUUGAAAAAGUGCCAUUAAUUAAUAAAAAUAGUCAAAAAAAAGUUAUUUUAAAAUUUGUUUUGAAUAGUGUAAAUGGAAAUAUAAAAGUAUUUCUAUGGCCCUUUAGUUAUUUUAAAAAAAAAGAAAAUUAUCAUUUUGAUAAUCUUCUAUCGUAUUAUGAAUUUUGUUUUUGUAUUUUUUUAAGAGAAAAAAUCAAAAAGAUUUUUGUGUAUAAUCCUCUAUAUAUUCACAUAGAAAAUUGGUUAGUAAAAGUCACACAUUGCAUUUCAUAUUUUCUUUUUUCUAUUCUAAAAAUAUUUUGUACAAAUUAUAAUUUAAACAAUUUUUUCUCUGCUUAUGAAAAUCUAAAUAUAACGGAUUAUUUGAAAAGUAGUGAAAAUUCUUUUGAAAAUAAUAUAACUAAUAUUCAUGAAUUAGUAUUGGAUUACUUUUUUGAUAUAUAUUAUAUUAAAGAUGAAUUAAAAUGUAUUGAUGAAAAUAAAAUGGAAGAGUAUAAAAAAGAUGAUGUCAAUCUAAAAUUUGAUAAUUCUAAAGAAGUGACAAAUGAAGAAGUUAUUAAUCAGAAAAUUAUAAAUAAAUACAAUGAAAAUAACAAAAACAACAAAACGAAUAAUAAUAUUGAUGAUAAUUAUGUAGAUAUUAAAAGUAAAUUAAAAAUAAUAAAAGUGAAAAAACCAAAUGGAAAGUUUUACAUUUUAAGAUACACAUUUUAUGAACAAAAAAUCGAUUUAUUCAUAAAUAUGCAAAAUGAAAAAUUUAUUUUUAAGUGUCAUUGGGAUAACACAUUUAUAAAUAUUAUUAGCCUAAAUUAUAAUUUAAAAUUAAUUAUAUAUAUAAUUUAUUUAUUAAAGUAUUUUUCUUUAUUUAUAUACUUUUAUAAUUCUUUAAAAAAACGUUUUAUUAAUAUAAAUCCAGGAAAAUUCUUUGAUUUUCAUUUCAAGAAAAAAGAUUUUUAUCCAUCUUUCUUUUUUCACAAAUUAAAAUUAUAUGAUUUUUUGAAAAAAUAUGAUUAUUCUUCAAAUAUUAUCUUAACGAAAUUUCUAGAACAAUUUUUUUCACUUAUUGAUUUUUAUUUUUAUUUGUAUGCAGAAGGAAAUGUAAAAUAUAAUAAUAAUGAAGAACUUGAAAAAAAUCUGAAGAAUUUGAUAAAAAAAGAUCAUUUAAAAAGUUAUAAUAAAAAACAAUAUCAAAAUAACUAUUAUAGUAUUUAUAAUAAUAUAACCAAAAACAACAACGAAUGUGACAAUGAUAAAAAUAUUAAAGAUAACAUUAAUAAUGGUAGUAUUGAUGAGAGAAUACAGAGUAAUGUUGAUUAUUGUGUAAAUAAUAAUGAAAAUAAUAACGGAAGUAUCAGUUUUAUGAAUAUUAAAGCAAUUUCAGAGAAUGAUAAUGAAUGUAAAAAAAAAUCAAAUCAUAGAAAUAACUUUUUUUCUAUUUUUUAUUAUACUAUUUAUAUUAAUAAUAACACACCAUUAUUAUUAUGCAUGUUAUUGGAAAAAAAUUAUAUAUUUGCUACUUACAUAAUUUUAUCUUUUGAAAAUAACAAUAAAGUUUCAAAAAAAGAAAAUGAAAUAAACUACGAAAGAAAAAAUAAAAAAAACUUUUUUCUAAUUCCAUUGAUUCAUAAAAAGUAUUCUUUGAAUAAAAAACUUGAUAUCUAUUUUGACAGUAUAAGAGAUUUAAUAAAUAAUUUUUUAAAUAUGUUUAUUAUUUUAUAUAAUAUUUCAAAAGUAAAUUUUUAUUGUCAAUCUAUUUUCAGCUUUUUUAACAUUGUUGAAGAUAGUAUAAAAGAAAAAAAAGAAGAUGUUGAACACAGCAUGUUUGAUUUUAAUAAUGAUGUGUAUUAUAAUAAUUUUAAAUCAAUGAAAAAUAAAAAUGCAUUAGACUUGCAAUAUUUUAUAAGUAAAUAUAAUUUGAAUCAUGAAAAUGAUAUAAAUUUCGAAUAUUCAAAUGAUUACAUAGAUAAUUACAUCUUAGAUUUACAUUGCUCAUUAGAUGAAUAUUUUAUAAAUAAUGAAUAUGUAAACAAACAGAGAAAAGAUACAUCCUUUUUAAUCAAAAUUCAUAAAUGUGGAUCAUUAUUUUUCAAAAUUCCUAUUAAAGAAAAAACAUAUAUUAAAAUAAAUAAUUUUGAUAUUAAUGAAAACAGUGAAUUACAACUUUUUUGUGGUAAUAUAGUUGUAAAUAUGAGAUUAGAAAAAAGAAAAAAGAAUAACAACAAUAUAAAACAGACGGAUUGUAAUUAUAUAGAGGAUAAUAGUCAGAAUAAAUUAAAUUUUCAAAAUGAAUCAAAAUUUCAAGAGGAAAAACAUGAAUGGAUUUUAUUAAAAAAAAUUUAUGUAGUUGUAAAAGAUGAAUUUUCAUCAAUAAAUAUAUUAAAUAUAUUUUCAGUUAUUAUUAAAACUUUUUUAAUUUUAAGUUUUUCCAAUGAACUCUAUUAUGCAGAAAAAAUUUUCUCAAAUUAUACAAUUACUAAUUGUCAUUUAUCAAAUAUUCACGUUUUGUAUUUCUGUAACUACAAUAAAGAUAUUACAUGUUCUGUUGAUUUAAACAUCUUAAAUAAUAAUCUUAUUUUAAAUGAAGAGAAAGAAAAAUAUGGUUACAAUUAUGAAAAAGGAAAUUCAAACGUUGCUCACAUAAAAGAAUUCUCAACUUAUAAUGAUAAAAAAAAUGUGACCCUUACAAACCAUAUUAACAUAAAUGAGCCAAAUUAUUUUAAUUAUUUAAAUUAUGAAGACCUCUUAAAAAAUUUAUUAUUUAUAGAUAUUACAUUUAAUUGUUCUAUUGAUUGUAUAAAUAAAAUAUUUUUAACUGAAAAAAAAAAUUUUUAUAUUUAUUUAAAAAAAAAUAGAAGCAUUUUCAAUACCUUAAAAUUUAUUUGUUUAACAUUUGAAUUCCAUCAUUCAUUUUAUAUUCUUAUUAACAAAACAAAUGAUCAUUUAAACAAAAUUAAUUUUUUAAACCAAGUUAAUCAAAAUAUAUUUUUCGAUUUUCAUUAUGAAAAUAUUUUAACUGUUAAUUUAAAAUUUAAUCCUAUAAAAAUUGAUAACGAUAUUUUAUCUUUUUAUAUUAUUAUUGACCCUGAAUUUUUUUCAAAAGUUAUUAUUAUUCCUUAUUUUAAUGAUUCAGAUAAGAAUGAAAAGAACAAAGCUUGUAUAAAUAAGUUUUUUAAAAGAGAAAAAGUUUUAGAAAUAUUUGAAAAUUACUUUUCAAAAUUAAGAAUAAAUAACAAUCAAAAAGAUGAAUUUGAAGAAGAAAAUAAAAUAGAUGUAAAUAAAUUACACAACAUUUUUAUUCCCCCAAGAAAUAAUAUUAAGUAUAAUUUAAAUAAAGAUAAUGAUUAUAAAAAUUUAAAAGAUAGUAUGAAGGUUGAAAAUAAUGAUAUGAACGAUAUAAGUAAUAAUACAAACAAUAUAAUUGAUAAUAAAAAUACCCUAAAUAAUUUAAAUAAUGAUAUAAAAAAUUUAAAUAAUAAUUUAAAUGAUAUGAAUGUUAAUAUAAAUUAUUCACUUAAUACUUUUCAUAAUAAUAUUAUAAUUGAUAACUUAGAUGAAGAAGAUAUUUUUAUCUAUUUAUUUUUAAACUUUUGUAAUUUAAUAAAUUUAAAGGGGGAUAAAUAUAAAUUUUGUAAUUUAAUAGAUAAUGAAGAUAAAUCUUAUUUCAUUAAUGACAAUAUAAAUUUUAAUGAAAAUAUUGAUGAAAAAAAACUCUUUGAAAAUGAAUUGAAAAUAUUUGAAGAAUAUGACAUGUUUAUAUCAAAUAUAAAAUACAUAUUAAAAAUAAAAAACAAGAUAAUAUUAUCCGAAAUUAAUUUUUUUCCUCCAUUGUUUUUUGAUGCAACACUUUGUCCUUUUAUUGAAUUUUUAAGAACAUUAAAAGUUUGGUUAAUUUUAAUAGAACAAUUAAAAGUUCACUAUACAAAUAUUACUUUAAAAAAUGAUUUUGAAAUAAAUAACGUUUUUCAAUAUAUAACAGCAUUAAAAAAAAAAGAAAAUGAACUAGAUAAAAAUGAAAAUGAAAUAAAAGAAAUAAAUAAUUGUGAAAGUAAGGGAGAAUUAAAUAUUCAAAAUGAAAAUGAACAAUUGAGAAAUGAUGAUGAUGAUAAUAAAAAAAAUGAAUGUAUUUUUAUACAUAUAUUCUGGUUUAUAUAUAAUAUAAAGACAUUAUAUUUAGAUGAAAUAAGAAAUAAUGAAAAUCAAAAAUCAUAUAAAAGGAAUUAUGAAACGUUAUUAUCAUAUAAUAAAGAAUACUGGUCAUGUAGCCAGAAUGAUAAUAAUUUCUCUAUAGAAGGAGAAAAAGAUGAAAUAAAAAGUUUACAACAUAAAAAAUUAAAAAUAAAAGAAGAAAUAGAUGUAAAUAAUAAUAAUGAAAUAAAAACUGAUAAAAUGGAAAAUAAUGAAAAAAGCAAAAAUGUAGAAAAAUGCGAAAAUAUAAAAAUUUUAAAAGAAAAAAAAUAUAGCAAUAUAUCUGAUUUAUUAAAGAAUAAAUUAGAUAUUAAAGAAAUAGAUACAAACAAAUUAAAAUAUUUAAUAAAUGCAUAUUCUUACAAUAGCGAGAUUUUUUUGAAAAUUGACGAUGAGAAAAAAAAUUUUAAAGAAAAAUAUUUUAUAGAAAAAACGUAUUAUUUGAGAAUUUUAAAAUUAAAAAACAUGGAUGAUUUAAAAUCAUGCUAUAAAAGUUUUAAGAAGAAAAAAUAUUUUCUUAAUAAAUAUUUUAUAGGUGAAAAUUUAAAUGAUAAUAAAAUAGAAUUUUGUGAUGAGAAUAUUAAUAAUAACAUAACUUCAGAAAAUGAAAUUUCAUUAAUUAAAGAAAAUAAUGACGCUAAUGUAACAAAUAUUAAUGAACAUAAUACUUAUUUUAAUAAUAACUUGAAUAUUUUAAAAAAAAACACAAAUAACGUAGAAUGCAUAGAUAACAAUAAAGAAAACAUAGAAUUAAGCAAUUUUAAUAAACUUUCAAAUUUAUCUAAGAAUAUAAAUGAAAAUUGUAUACGUUAUUUAUCACAUUCGAUUAGUAUAUAUUUUGAAAAUGUUGGGGAAAAUGUCGAUGAAGAUGAAUGUUGGUUUUAUUGUAAUACGUCUAACAGAAGUAAUAAUAAUAAUUAUAUAGAAGAUAAGAAUAAAAGAUUUAUUUUAUAUGAGGAUAAUAUUUUAAAAGAAAAUUCAAAAAUAAAUUGUUCACUUAAUAUAAUUUACAAAUAUAUAAGAAUAUGGUUAUUAAAAAUGAGUUAUAAUAGUAUUUUUUUUUUUUUUAUUUUAAUUAAUAAAAUAAUACAUGAUAAAAAUAAUUUAUGUGAAAUUUCUUCAUUAGUUUUUAAUUGUGUUUUAUCUUACAAUGAGCAUUUAUAUUUUUGGAUUUCAAAAAAUGCGGAGAUCCCAUCAAUGCCAUUUAUUGAAGCUGAUUUCACGAUUGAGAAUUAUGAUGAAAAUUUAAAAGAUAACAAACAAAAAAAAAAUUUUAAAAAUAACAGUAAAUUUAUUGAAAUAUUUACUCCAUUUUCUAUGGAUAAAAAGGAAAUAAGUUAUAUGGUUUUAGAAAGUAACGAAGAAUUACUUAAACUAAAAGGGGAUCAAAAUACAGAAAUAAUACACAAUAAUAGCUACACCAAUAAUUUAAAUACUUUAAAUAAUUCAAAUAAUAUAAAUGUAAUAAAUGACACAAAUAAUAAUAUAUAUACAUUUCAUAAUAAAAAAAUAAAUAUAAAUUAUAAGAUAUGGAGAUUUAUGCCAUGCCCAUUUAAAAACACUUACAAUGAGAAAUUAAAUAUUUUAAGCAAAGAAAAUGAUUCUAUUUUAUUAUCUAUUAAAAUAUCCUCAUUACCAAUCAAAAAUUUAAAAGAUGUUUAUAUAAAUAAUGAUUCAUUUAUUAAAUUUCUUGUUGCAAAUAAAAUUGAUUUAAAUAUAGCUCACCAAAGAGUUAUGAAAAUUUUACAAAAAUAUAAUUUAGUACCUAACUAUUCUUUAGUUACCUGUCAAACCAUCCUACAUAUUUCAACAUUUGAAUUAUUACUAAAAAAUAGUUAA
Molecule: messenger RNA, 7554 nt
Organism: Plasmodium gallinaceum
Lineage: Eukaryota; Apicomplexa; Aconoidasida; Haemosporida; Plasmodiidae
Product: Cg2 protein, putative
Exons: 1
Coding region: 1-7554 (2517 amino acids)
Biological process (GO): regulation of transcription by RNA polymerase II
Cellular component (GO): mediator complex
Molecular function (GO): transcription coregulator activity
Source: RefSeq, a predicted model, not a curated record